CUGACGCUCGUGCAGUGACGUGUACCAUCACUGCUUCACAGUUUGGCGGAUUGUGAGACACAUCCAGAGCUUCCUCUGUCUGUCAUCUCUGGACGCCCCGUUGAGUCGUCAUGUACCGGGAUGAGAGGGUCAGUGUGCUGACCUGGGAUCAGGUGCGGCGUCUGGACUCGAUCCUGGCGGAGAGCGUCCCCAUCCACGGCCGCGGAAACUUCCCCACGCUGUCCGUGCAGCCCCGACAGCUCGUGCAGGUUGUCAAGGCUCGACUGGAGGAGCGGGGCGUGGAGGUACGUGGCGUGAAGCUGAACGGCUCUGCAGCUAGCCAUGUGUUGCACCAGGACAAUGGCCUCGGCUACAAAGACCUAGACCUGAUAUUUGGUCUGAAUCUCACUGAUGACAAAACCUUCCAGCGUGUCAAAGACGUGGUUCUGGACUGCCUGGUGGAGUUCUUGCCUACAGAGGUGAGCAGGGAGCGAGUCUCAGCCCUCGCUCUGAAGGAGGCGUACGUGCAGAAGCUGGUGAAAGUUUGUACCGACACAGAUCGCUGGAGUCUGAUCUCACUGUCCAACAACACGGGCAAGAACGUGGAGCUGAAGUUUGUGGACUCCCUGAGAAGACAGUUUGAGUUCAGCGUGGACUCCUUCCAGAUCACUCUGGACUCGCUGCUGCUGUUUGACCGCUGCUCACAGACGGAGAUGUCUGACACCUUCCACCCCACAGUGCAGGGCGAGAGCAUGUACGGACACUUCGGCGAGGCUCUGGAUCACCUUCGCUCCAGGACCAUCGCCACCCGCAGCCCAGAGGAGAUCAGAGGGGGCGGGCUGCUCAAAUACUGCCACCUGCUGGUGCGCGGCUUCCAGCCGUCGUCUGAGAUGCAGAUGAAGCAGAUGCAGCGCUACAUGUGUUCACGGUUCUUCAUCGACUUCUCUGACAUCGGUGAGCAGCGGAGGAAGCUGGAGGCUUAUCUGCAGAACCACUUUGCAGGCCUGGAGCACAAGCGCUACGAGUACCUGGUGACGCUGAGGCGCGUGGUGGACCAGAGCACCGUGUGUCUCAUGGGUCACGAGCGCAGACAGACGCUGGCUCUGAUCUCCACGCUGGCCCGGCGUGUCAUGGCUGAACACAACGCUGUUCCUGCUCUGUCCAACAUCACCUGCUACUACCAGCCUGCUCCUUAUGUCCGAGACGGCAACUUCAGCCAUUACUAUGUGUCACCUGUGACCACAGUGAGCAGCUCUUAUCAAACAUGGCUGCCCUGCAGCUGAGCGGUGACGUCACAGGUUUUACUGUUUACUGUAUACGUUUAAAGGGUACAUUGGUGUAGUACUGAAAUACUCUAUUUAUUUGUUAUGAUGUGAAUGUUGUGGAACAUGCUGCAGCAAAGCACUGUUCGGGGGGGGACGCUUUUCACUCACGCACCACCCAAACACAUGCUGAGGGCUUCGCUGAAGACAUGACUGUGGUGGCAGAGUGGCUUUAAUGUGACAUGUUGGACCAUGUGGGUUCUGAACCUGAACACAGGUGACUCUGUACCAGAAAAGCUUGUUUGUGUUUCAAAAGUCUUUUAAGAGGAGAUUUUCUAAUGUUGGGUGGAAGUUUCAACAUCAGCAAUUUAUUGUACACCUUAUCAAGAGUGUGUGCACUCAUGUUCACAUACACACUUGUGUUGCUCUCUCUCUCUCAGUGCGUACACACACACACACACACACACACCUAGAGCUAUAAGUUCCAUUUUUCCUAUUAAAAUGUUUUUCAAAUUGAGUUUUUUAACGUUUCACACCAGCAAAGUGUAAAUGUAAAAUUUACUAUAAUGUAAAAAUAAAGUUAUUUAUGCAACACAAUAUUUCAGUAUUUUUAAUACGUGCUUUAAUGCUAAAGUUUUUAAUAAAACAUAACUUCACAAAAACAAUUGUCAAUACCAUUAAAGCAACACAAUAAUGUGCUUAGAUACUGGUGAGUUCAUCAGAGGCCACGCCCCCUGCUCAUGUGGAGGCUGGUGUUAGCGCGCUCUCUGACCACAGGCUUCGUAUGACCUUUAUGACCUUUAGAAGCUCAGUGGUGGUCGCUUGUCUUUUCAUGGGUGCAGUUGAUUGUGUGUGUGUGUGUGUGUGUGUGUGUGUGUGUGGGGCCCCUAGACACACACGUCAUAGGGCCCCUAGAGACACACACACACACACACACACACACACACACACACACACACACACACACACACACACAAACACAAAACUACCGCCUCAUGAAAAAGAGUAACAUACCGAUAAAAACUUUAACCUUUUGAAAGAUAUUUGUAAUGAUGUAAACUCUGUAGCAAUGUAGCUUGUUUGGUUUAUGGCCUAGUGUGUACAACGAGUUUGUAUUGUUUCUUUCUCUUCAAAUCUUAUAUCAACAAUUCUCCUUUGAGCCACAGUAAUUAUAUUUUAUUCUCUUUUCAUUUCAUAAUGUCAUAAUGUGGACGUGCAUUGAAAAAUGAAGGCUUCAUACGUGACGCAGGAACUUGUUUUUUGUUCUGCUUCUUGUCUGAUGGAGGCUCAUGUCUUGUAUCUUUACUGACAUGUAAAUGUGUGUUUUUGUUUAGUGGAAAUAA
Messenger RNA from Solea solea (common sole), 2584 nucleotides. Its product is annotated as terminal nucleotidyltransferase 5A-like. Gene Ontology annotation, biological process: mRNA stabilization. The coding region runs from base 111 to 1262 and encodes 383 amino acids. Lineage: Eukaryota; Metazoa; Chordata; Actinopteri; Pleuronectiformes; Soleidae. Gene Ontology annotation, molecular function: RNA binding; poly(A) RNA polymerase activity. The record is from RefSeq and is a predicted model, not a curated record. The transcript is spliced from 2 exons.